AUGAGCGUGGAGAUGGAUUAUUUAGAAUGGAAUAUCUCAUAUCCAGCCCUCACGUUAUGUCCAAUAAUAAAGAUAAAUUUGACGACUUUUAAUAAUUUAGUAGUCGAAUUAUCUAACAAAACGGGAAUAUAUCUGGAGUCAUAUGUGUGGGCUAUAGCAACAGCUUCUGUGCUGAACUUAAAUACCUUAGCUUUGGUGGAUCCUGGUAAUACCAACCCAAUAAAUCCCGAAGAGUAUGCAAAAACAGCAGCUAUGCUAUUUAAUCAAUUUGACAAACACGCUCUAACCACAAACUUCAACUAUUCUCUGUAUAUACAAUCUGCUAUGACUGAAUUUGGGAUGUGCCAUGUCAUUAAUUCUAACGUCGCAGUAUUCGAUGACCCUCUGAAAUGGAGAAGUGAUAAUGUAAAUUAUGUUAAAACUAACGUCGAAUUAUCUGCGUUUGACGCAGAUUUCUACGCUGAUGUUAUUAACGACGAUGUUGUAUCUCAUAUUUACGUACACAGUCCGAAUGAGCCGAUGAUAAGUACCUUUCCUUCGUACACCGUAGACUCAGAUGGCUUUAUGACGUACGGCUUUCAAAUAUGGAGCACAAAAAUAUCAAAGGAGCUUCGUUCUGCCUCAAUACAAGUCCGACAGUGCAGAUUUCUCGAUGAGCCAAUAAGUACAAGGUAUCCAGUAUAUUCGUACAAUAAUUGUUUAUUGGAAUGUCGUAUUCAGUUAAUUAAAAAGCUAUGCGGCUGUGUACCACAUUUUUAUAAGAUCACAGGAAAUGAACGCACCUGUAAACUCUCCGAGCUCACUUGUUUUGUUCAGAAUAGGAAAGAGAUCAUGGCAUUAUCCGUUACUAAGGAGACAUUGAUGAAAUUUAGUUCAAGUGCCCACUUACCUAGAACUCCGAAAGACUGCUCCUGUCUAAGCAACUGUGAGACGGAUAUUUAUCGUAAAGAUCGCGAGGAGUACACACCUGAACCGUCUGCGAGCAGAGUGAGAAUUAUUUUCACCGCAUUCCCGAAAAUGAGAAUCGUAAGAGAUAGAAUCUUUAGUUUUUCAGAUAUGUUCUUGAGAAGUGGUGGCGCUGUGAACACAUGUAUUGGAGCCUCCGUUAUUUCAAUAAUGGAAAUAAUUUUAGAUAUAUUUAGAUAUCCAAUAUACUAUCUAACACAAGCUACUGUAAAUUUCGGCCAUAAACUAAUGUAUUAUUUUCUACGUAAAUUAUAAGUUAAGACGAUUGACCACGAUCCCACCGACUGAGAGUGAAGAUUUGGUCGAAAGAUGGUACGCGCUACCCUAAUAAAUACUCAUUCACUCUUUUCUUGAAGGCCCCCACGUCAUAUCUGGCCGUAAAAACCGACGCUGGCAACUUAAUUCAAACCUUCUUCUAACCAAAGUGUAAUUAUGUUUUUUAAGUUCUAAAUUC
This is a messenger RNA of Papilio polytes (common Mormon), 1420 nucleotides long. RefSeq lists its product as uncharacterized. Gene Ontology annotation, molecular function: ligand-gated sodium channel activity. The transcript has 9 exons. NCBI's taxonomy places the organism in Eukaryota, Metazoa, Arthropoda, Insecta, Lepidoptera, Papilionidae. Gene Ontology annotation, cellular component: membrane. The record is from RefSeq and is a predicted model, not a curated record. Gene Ontology annotation, biological process: sodium ion transmembrane transport. Bases 1 to 1221 code for a protein of 406 amino acids.